CCCCUCCCCCGGCCCGGCCCGGCCCGGCCCGGUCCCGCCGCGGCGCCAGCGCUCCGGGGGCACCCUCCCCGCUCCCCGCCUGGGCGCGCGGCUCCCUCCGCGCCGGCCUCGGUGCCUCCUGUCACCCUCCCCGCCGUGCCCCCGCGCGGGCAGGCCCCGGGCCCCUUCCCCCCCUCCUCCGGGGGGGGGUGGGCUCCUCUCCGGAAACCUGGCCGCUCCCUCCGCGCCGCCUGCCCAGCCGGGCCUGCGCCCGCCGCCGGGCAGCGCGGGGGGGGUCCCUCGCGGCCGCCUGGCCUGCGCUGUGACACAGGAAAUAAAAUAAUGCUAAUGAAGCAGCCAUUUCCCUGAAGUUCAAGUUUUCAGACUCACUGCCAUUAUGGAUGAGCAGCAAGCUUUAAAUUCAAUCAUGCAGGAUUUGGCUGUGCUUCAUAAGGCCAGUCGUCCUGUCUUGCCCCAGCAAGAAACAGGAAAACCAAAGUCAUCUUCGCCUAAAAAACAGAACGAUGUUAGAGUCAAAUUUGAGCAUCGAGGUGAAAAAAGGAUCCUGCAAUUACCAAGGCCUGUUAAACUUGAAGAUCUUGCAGCUAAAGCUAAAGUGGCUUUUGGACAGACUAUGGAUUUACAUUAUAGCAAUAAUGAGCUUGUCAUUCCAUUAACCACACAGGAUGACCUGGACAAAGCUGUUGAACUGCUUGACCGUAGUGUUCAUAUGAAGAGUCUCAAGAUACUGCUUGUAAUACAUGGAAAUACACAGUCACCCAGUGUAAAUAGCGUGGAACCCUUGCCCUCACUGGAAGAUCUAGAUAACACAGUGUUUGGUGUGACAGACAGAAAAAGGCGACUGUCUGUUAUAGGUUCUAAUACUCGUGAUAGGAGUUCACCUCCCCCAGGAUACAUUCCAGAUGAGCUGCAUCAGGUGGCCCGAAAUGGGUCCUUCACCAGUAUCAACAGUGAGGGUGAAUUCAUUCCAGAAAGUAUGGAUCAGAUGCUGGAUCCGUUGUCUUUGAGCAGUCCUGAAAACUCUGGCUCGGGAAGCUGUCCCUCACUUGACAGCCCUUUAGAUGGAGACAACUAUCCCAAAUCUCGGAUGCCAAGAGCACAGAGCUAUCCAGAUAAUCAUCAGGAAUUCUCAGUAGAGUAUGAUAUCCCAAUAUUUGAGAAAUUUGGAAAGGGGGGGACUUAUCCCCGAAGAUACCAUAUUUCAUAUCAUCAACAAGACUACAAUGACGGUCGUAAAACUUUUCCAAGAGCCAGAAGGACUCAGGGAAACAGCUUCCGAUCACCAGUUAGUUUCAGUCCCACUGAUCACUCACUGAGCACCAGUAGUGGAAGCAGCGUCUUUACGCCGGAAUAUGAAGAUAACCGAAUGAGGAGGAGGGGAAGUGACAUAGACAAUCCUACCUUGUCAGUCAUGGACAUUAGCCCACCCAGUCGCUCACCACGAGCUCCAACUAACUGGAGACUUGGUAAACUGCUGGGUCAAGGUGCAUUUGGCAGAGUAUAUCUGUGUUAUGAUGCUGAUACCGGAAGAGAACUAGCUGUUAAACAAGUUCAGUUUGAUCCUGAUAGUCCAGAAACCAGCAAGGAAGUGAAUGCACUUGAAUGUGAGAUUCAGUUGCUGAAAAAUCUGCUGCAUGAAAGAAUUGUUCAGUAUUAUGGCUUCUUGAGAGAUCCACCAGAAAGAACCCUCUCUAUAUUCAUGGAAUAUAUGCCUGGGGGUUCCAUCAAAGACCAAUUGAAAUCAUAUGGAGCACUCACAGAAAAUGUGACUCGUAAAUAUACGCGGCAGAUUUUGGAAGGAGUUCACUAUUUGCACAGUAAUAUGAUUGUCCAUCGAGAUAUUAAAGGAGCAAAUAUUCUGCGAGAUUCAGCAGGCAAUGUGAAGCUUGGUGACUUUGGUGCCAGCAAACGACUGCAGACCAUCUGUCUCUCUGGUACAGGAAUGAAGUCUGUCACAGGAACUCCAUACUGGAUGAGUCCAGAAGUUAUUAGUGGAGAAGGGUAUGGCAGAAAAGCAGACAUCUGGAGCGUAGGUUGUACAGUGGUAGAAAUGCUCACUGAGAAGCCCCCGUGGGCAGAGUUCGAAGCCAUGGCUGCCAUCUUUAAAAUUGCCACUCAGCCAACCAACCCCCAGCUACCACCUCAUGUCUCCGACCAUGCUCGGGAUUUCUUGAAACGGAUUUUUAUCGAGGCCAAGCUGCGACCGUUUGCAGAUGAACUGCUAAGACACACGUUUGCACACUAUCACUAACAGCCUGCCUCAACUCAGCUUGCAUCUACUGCAUUUAUUUUCUAUUUGACUGCACUUUUAUUUUUAUUUUUUACAAAAAAAGGAAAAAAAAGACAAGAGAGAAUAUUCUCUUGAAUCUUUGUUUCACUUAGAUUGUAAACAAUCUAAAUUUUGUAUCUAAAAUGAGAAUCUUCUCUCCCCUGCUCCCACCAGGACUAGAACUUUUUGUUUCUAUAAUGUACUGAUGUGGUUCAUGUAGAUAAAGCACUUUAGUACAUAUUUGUUCCUUAUUUAAAGGGGGAAAAAAAAAAUGCUUGGACAGUCAGGAACUGUGUGACUUUUUCUGACACCACUGACUGACUCAGGGUGCAGGGAAAAAUAGACAUGCAGCUAAAGGACAAGAAGGUUACUUCUCUGUGAUUCUUCUUUAUAUUGUAGGUACUUGUGGCAGAGAGUUCUAAGUUCUUACUAUAUUUUAGCAUUUUAAUCAGUUUCUGGAUUUUACAGUUUAAGCUGGAACACGCAGUUCUAAGAAUUAAUGAUAAAGCUGGAAGAACUUGGAACUCUUUGUACAGCACUGUGUCUAACCAGUACUUCUAUGUGACCAAAAGAAAAUAACAAAAAAGAACUCAACACUGAUGUACUAGUUAGAGGUUUUGGUGUAGAACUAUUGUAUUAUCUUAAUAGGAAAAUAAUUACAGGUAAACAGAUUAUGGACCCAGACUCCUAGGAACUACUAUACUGCAAGGGGAAAAUUUCCAUAAUAGACCAGGGUCAGCUGUUGGAUGUAAAUAGUUAGGAGAAUGCCUCCUGCUGUAUCUGCCAAAGAGAACCUGUGUUGCAUAAGCUGGGAGGGAGAUGGUUAUCUUAGAUAAGAAAAAAAAAGUGAUGUUCAGAGUCAGUUCUCCUCCACAAUCCCAUGAAUGGCUGAGGGGGAAAGGGAGUGACUAAUCCUUGUGCAGUAUAUGAGUUACUUAAUUCAGAAUGAGUUAUAAGAAAUAAAGUUUUCAAAGCUGUUGAGGGGCACUAGGAUAGAAUGUAUAUCAACAUCAAGUGCCUGAAUAAUACAAAAUUAUUCCCAUUAUGCACUAAAAAAAAUUGGUUUAGUAACACAGUUCAGUCAUCUAGGAUGUGUUGAAAAUUCCUGAAAUAAUGUUAAACAUCUUUUAAUGCCAGGAAUAAGUCACUGAGAAAGAUAAGACUCCAGUUAUAUUUUUAAUAAGGUAGCGAUGAUGAAUCCACAUGAACAAGGAGGCACAGCACAAAAGAUUGUAUGAAGAACAGGCCAAAAGUGCAACAAGAGCCAGCAAUUAAAUAACAUAAGCGUGAUUACUCCAGCCUGAUAAUCCAGAUGAUUGGUGUUUGUCAGAUUACCUACUGUUAUAAAAAGUACAUGAAUCACUUUUUCCAUUUCUGAAAGAGUAUAAUAAAACAGCAAAAGUAAAACUCUGAAAUACUGCUUCUCAAUUGAAAGUCCAGGUGCUGAUCAGGUGUAGUGAAUAACUGACUUUUUACAACAGAGAAGUCAAACUCUCAUAUUUUUGUAGAAGAACACAUCAUAAUAUAAAAGGGCAUUUGGAAAUAAACUAUUGGACUACAGAACUGAAAUAAUGCAUACUGUUUUGGAUGAUUCAUUGCUUUUGUUGUUUUGUAAAGGCAGAAUGGGCUGGUACUGUGAACCUUGUCCACUCUGACAAGGCUCUACCUGUUUUGUAUCUUCAGACGACUAUCAGAAUUAUGAAGUGCGUGGAGAUAGAAAAAUAAGCUUACCCAUUCCCAUGGUAGUUCACUCAUGAGAUUUUUUAAUUUAUUCUGCUAACUUCCAAAUUUUGUACUAGAGCAUAAGCAGGAGUAUGGAUCUAUCUUAAUCACUUUACCUGUAGUGGAGUAAGAACGAUUUUUUUUUUUUUUUUCCUUCGGUUUAUGUGAAUAUUUUACCCAGCCUAUAAUUUUCUCAGUCAGGGUACACAACUGUGCAAGGUUUUCUGAGCAUGGGAAGAAGUAGUCAGACCAGAGAAAGUUUAGAAGACUGAAAAGAAAGUUCAGCUUGUAUUGACUUUUUUUUUUUUUUUUUUUGCUUGUCUGUCCCUAGAUAAAAGCUAUGAAAGCAGCCUUUAAGAAGAAUUGGUAUGUACUCUGCUGUAAAGGACCUUUGCUUUAUAAGCAAAAUUUAGUGACAGCAGGGAUGGGAAGUUUAAUGUAGAGCCUAAUAGUUUAUGUAGGUAAUUUAAAGAUCAUAUAAUUGAAACGAUUGAUUUAAAACAGAUUAGGAAGGUACCAAAACCAAGGUGAAAAUGUAUAUAAAAAUCAGUACUGGACAGUGAUAUCUGAAAAGGUAAGGAAAUUUUAUAUUACCAAAAAAGGACAUUAAAGGGAAAAUGUAACCAGGUUUAUCUGUAGCAUUCAUAACAUUUAAAUAUACUAUUCUAAAACAAAACCGCACUCUCUGAAGCUUGAAAACUUUCAGAAUCUAGUUUUCUUAUAAUUAUGUGUCCUUUUUGUGAGACAGUGCUGGCUCAUGUAUAUUGCAAUAUCACCUCCUCAUUGUGAUUUUUAAUUACUGAAUAAUAGAGUUUGCUGCUUUUGUGCCUUUUCUAAAAAACAGCAUUCAGUCAUGACAACGGUAAGCAUUUUGGAGCCAGGAACAAAAGAAUUUGCAGAAUGCAUUUUCCUUAAUUUCUUUGACAUAACAGAAAGCUGCCAACAUAAAGACAGUGCUUCUUAAAUGAAGAUGACAUUUGCCAGUUCCAGUGAUUCUAGUAAAAUCUUAUUAAUUUAACCAAGAUUAGGCUUGAGCUUUUUUUUUUUUUUU
Harpia harpyja (harpy eagle) is the source of this 5042-nucleotide messenger RNA. RefSeq names its product mitogen-activated protein kinase kinase kinase 2 (gene MAP3K2). Lineage: Eukaryota; Metazoa; Chordata; Aves; Accipitriformes; Accipitridae. The transcript has 17 exons. The record is from RefSeq and is a predicted model, not a curated record. Gene Ontology annotation, biological process: protein phosphorylation. Gene Ontology annotation, molecular function: ATP binding; protein binding; protein kinase activity. The coding region runs from base 377 to 2251 and encodes 624 amino acids.